AAAUCCCAUGGUGCUUGAGGAGUGGUAGGGAAAUCCCCAAGGAAUGGAGUUAGCUCACAGUUUACUACUUAACGAAGAAGCAUAUAACCAGCUUGGUGAAUUCCAAAAAGCAGAGUUUAUUUUUGAAUGGUUACAGUUUUUGGAAAAACUUUUGCCAGUUGCUAGCAAAACUGAUAUAAGGGAAAACCAGAAGAAACUGGUUGAACAAUUGACUUCUUUAUUAAACAACUCACCAGGACCUCCUACCAGGCGGCUUAUUGCCAAGAAUUUAGCUGUACUUUAUAGCACUGGAGACACUUUUUCUGUUUAUCAAACAAUUGACAAAUGCAAUGAACUCAUUCGAAGUAAAGAUGAUUCACCUAGUUAUCUGCCUACAAAACUUGCUGCGGUGGUAUGCUUGGGCUAUUUAUACAAAAAAUUGGGAAGAAUUUUGGGAAACAGUUUUACUGACACCGUUGGGAAUGUGCUUAAAGCAAUGAAGAAUGCAGAGUCUCAAGGUCGUUAUGAAAUCAUGCUUAGUUUACAAAAUAUAUUAAACGGUUUAGGAGCUGCUGCUAUCCCAUGUCACCGAGAGAUUUACAAAGCUGCCCGGUCAUGUUUAACAGAUCGAUCCAUGGCAGUCCGCUGUGCUGCCGCAAAGUGUCUUCUUGAACUUCAGAAUGAAGCCAUUUUUAUGUGGAGUACAGACCUCGAUAGUGUUGUGACCCUUUGCUUUAAAUCCUUUGAAGGUUCCAAUUACGAUGUGCGGUUAGCGGUUUCAAAGCUUUUGGGCACCGUGUUGGCUAGAGCUGUAACAUCGAAACACACAACAGCAUCCACCAGGCAAAACUUGCGCAGAGUCUCUCUAGACGAAGCCAUGGAGCUAUUAGCCACUGGAUUCUUACGUGGAAGUUGUGGAUUUCUACGAGCCAGCGGUGAUAUGCUGAAAGGAACUAGUUCAGUCAGCAUAGAUGUUAGAGUUGGAGUCACCCAGGCAUAUGUGGUAUUUGUCUCCACGUUAGGAGGACAAUGGCUUGAAAGGAACUUCUCUGCCUUCCUUUCCCAUAUUCUAGAUCUCGUGUCUCAGUCUCACCCUAAGGCUAUUCAGGCUCAGAUGGAUGCUAUCUGCUCUCGCCGCUGUAUUUCAUUUAUCCUUCGAGCUACAGUAGGAGGCCUUCUUGGGGAAAAGGCUCAAAUUGCAGCUGCCAAGGAGAUUUGUCAGGCCAUCUGGAAAUUGAAGAAAGUUGUGGAUGCUGCAGUGA
Messenger RNA from Tinamus guttatus (white-throated tinamou), 1241 nucleotides. Lineage: Eukaryota; Metazoa; Chordata; Aves; Tinamiformes; Tinamidae. The record is from RefSeq and is a predicted model, not a curated record.